Molecule: messenger RNA, 3189 nt
Organism: Hippocampus comes (tiger tail seahorse)
Lineage: Eukaryota; Metazoa; Chordata; Actinopteri; Syngnathiformes; Syngnathidae
Gene: tle2a
Product: TLE family member 2, transcriptional corepressor a
Exons: 20
Coding region: 559-2958 (799 amino acids)
Biological process (GO): negative regulation of canonical Wnt signaling pathway; regulation of DNA-templated transcription
Cellular component (GO): nucleus; transcription regulator complex
Molecular function (GO): transcription corepressor activity; protein binding
Source: RefSeq, a predicted model, not a curated record
UGUUGUGUCCCAUUGAGGAUGAGCGAGGGGGGACAGAGAGGGUGAGGGAGUGUUGUGUGAAAGGAGUGCAGGCCGACGAGGGAGACAAAAGAGGCUGCGGCUGCAUUCAAUGUGCUGCUGUUGUGUUGUGUGUCCGUCUGCGAACCGCUCCUCCUCCUCUUCGCCAAGAAAGAAAGAAAAGGCGAGGAAGAGAGAGAGGGAGAGAGAGGCGCCACCUGAUAUCGCGCUAGCUGCCGGACCUAUCCUCAAGUUUGGGAGACUUUAGUGGAGAGGGACAAGGUGGAAGGCUUCCAAGCGGGACCGGUUCCUUGCUCUUCCUGCCCCGGCCCUCACGCGUCGAGAGCGGGGCGGCGGUGUUUCGGGAGAGCCGCGGUAGGCAGAACAAAGGAAAAGCGAGGAAUGAGCGAGCCGUAAGAACAGCUUCCGAGCCAAAUGUCCCACUGAGAAAAUAUAUCAUUAGAAGAAAUACCCUCCUCGUAUUCCUCGACGCAGCUUUUUCGACUCGCCGCGGGACAAGAAGGACAAUAAUCGCACGGAGACGCACGUUUGACGGUCAGAAUGUUCCCUCAAAACCGAGCACCGGCACCUCUCCAGCCACCCCCGGGGUCUUCGGCUUCCGUGGUGGCAGCCGCCGCGGCCGCCGCCGCCGCAUCGGGGACCCCCCAGUCGCUGAAGCUGACGUACCCAGAGACUCUGGACCGCAUCAAGGAGGAGUUCCAGUUCCUGCAGACUCAGUACCACAGUUUGAAGCUGGAAUGUGAGAAACUGGCCACCGAGAAGACUGAGAUCCAGAGACACUAUGUUAUGUAUUACGAGAUGUCCUACGGUUUGAACAUCGAAAUGCACAAACAGACGGAGAUUGCCAAACGCCUGAAUGUGAUCUGUGCUCAACUCAUCCCAUUCCUGUCACAGGAGCACCAGCAACAGGUGGUCCAAGCUAUGGAGCGCGCCAAACAGGUGACCAUGGGGGAGUUAAAUGCUUCCAUAGGGGUACGUGGGCUCCCCCCUCUGCCUCAUAGCCAGCAGCUUCAGGCGCAGCACCUCUCGCAGCAUACGCAGGGUCUGCCGGUGGGCCCGCACCCGUCAGGACUGCCCCAUCCCGGCUUGGCCCUGGGCGGGGGCUCCGGGCUGCUGGCCUUGUCGGGGGCUCUGGGGGCUCAGCUGGCCGCCAAGGACGAAAGGGCUCACCUCGAGGCCGCCGCUGCCGCCGCCGCCGCUGCCGAGCAUCACAGAGACCGCGAAGCAGGACCAAGCUCCCUCUCCAAUGGGGACAAAGGUCGCCCCGCAGCAGACUACCUCAGCAACGGCAAGAAGAGGAAAGCUGACGAGAAGGAGUUCAUGACGGACUAUGGCAGCGAUGCGGAUAAAAGCGAUGAUAACUUGGUGGUUGACGAGGACCCGUCAUCACCCCGCAGUGUUCAGUCCUACUCGUCCAGGGAGAACGGCCUGGACAAGAUGCCGCCCUCUCGCAAGGAAGUUCCCCCGCAGGCCAGCCCCACCUCGCUGGCGUCCUCCAGUAGCGCCGCGUCACCGUCUCGUGGCAAGGAGCCCACGCAGAGAGAGAAGUCCAGCACUCCAGGUAUGAAGCCAGGCACUCCCAUGUCGCAAGAAUCAAAUACCCCUGGACCGAGUGGACCGCCACAAUUCAGACCCAUUCCUGGCAAGCCUGGUGUUGACCCACUAGCUCUGGGUCUGAGGAACCCCUUGGUCGUGCAGGGACCGUACCCCCCGGGGGCUUUCGGCCUGCCCCCUCCCGGGGUCAACGGCGACUUGCCCGCGGCGGCGGCGGCCUAUGGCGCCGGCCUCCACCUGGUCUCCCCGCAGAUGAACGGAGCGGCGGCGGCGGCUGUCGCGGCGGCGGCGGCGGCAGCGGCGGGCUAUGGACGCUCCCCAGUGGUGGGCUACGAGUCUCCACACCCACACAUGAGAGUGCCCGGCUUGCCUGCCAGCCUGCAGUCAGCCGCCUCUGGGAAACCGGCUUACUCGUUCCACGUGAGCGCGGACGGGCAGAUGCAGCCGGUGCCCUUCCCCCCGGACGCCCUGCUGGGGCCGGGCAUCCCUCGCCACGCGCGGCAGAUCCACAGCCUGAGCCACGGCGAGGUGGUGUGCGCCGUCACCAUCAGCACGUCCACGCGCCACGUCUACACGGGGGGCAAAGGCUGCGUCAAGGUCUGGGACAUCAGCCAGCCGGGCAGCAAGAGUCCCAUGGCGCAGCUCGACUGCCUGAACCGCGAUAACUACAUCCGCUCGUGCAAACUUCUGUCGGACGGGCGCACGCUGAUCGUGGGCGGCGAGGCCAGCACGCUGUCCAUCUGGGACCUGGCCACGCCCACCCCUCGCAUCAAAGCCGAGCUGACGUCCUCGGCGCCCGCCUGCUACGCGCUGGCCAUCUCGCCCGACAACAAGGUGUGCUUCUCCUGCUGCAGCGACGGCAACAUCGUCGUCUGGGACCUGCACAACCAGACGCUCGUCAGACAGUUCCAGGGCCACACGGACGGAGCGAGCUGCAUCGACAUUUCCAACGACGGCACCAAGCUGUGGACGGGGGGGCUGGACAACACCGUGCGCUGCUGGGACCUGAGGGAAGGGCGGCAGCUGCAGCAGCACGACUUCACCUCGCAGAUCUUCUCGCUGGGUUACUGUCCGACGGGCGAGUGGCUGGCGGUGGGGAUGGAGAGCAGCAACGUGGAAGUGCUCCACGUGUCCAAGCCCGACAAGUACCAGCUGCACCUUCACGAGAGCUGCGUGCUCUCGCUCAAGUUUGCCUACUGCGGUAAAUGGUUUGUGAGCACCGGCAAAGACAACCUGCUGAACGCGUGGCGGACACCUUACGGCUCCAGCAUAUUCCAGUCCAAGGAGUCAUCGUCUGUGCUGAGCUGCGACAUCUCCCCUGACGACCAGUUCAUUGUGACAGGCUCAGGGGACAAGAAGGCCACAGUGUACGAAGUCAUCUACUGAACCAGGUCAUCAACACGCCUGUGGAAAACAGACACUCGACUACUUUUUUUGUUUGUUUGUUUUGGUUGGCAAAAAAUGACCAGAAAAGACUUCAAACUGUUUUUUAACGCUGCGAGAAAGUCGAUUAGUGGACAGCUGAGCAAGUAUGGGAUUCCUCCAAAGAUCUUUCCUUUUUUUUUUCUCAACAAAAUCAAACCUCUGUAGUGGACAAGACAUUCGCAACAUAACAUU